This is a messenger RNA of Auanema sp. JU1783, 1680 nucleotides long. The record is from the annotation of a GenBank genome assembly. Lineage: Eukaryota; Metazoa; Nematoda; Chromadorea; Rhabditida; Rhabditidae.
AUGGCUUUAAUGAAUCGUCCGAAUGAACCCAUAAAUCGUUUGAUUGUUAGUACAAUUCAUGAGAAACUAUCAUUAACUGAUAAUAUUUUUAUUACCUCAAUGGAUUCUUAUAAGUAUAUAUGUGAGCUAGGAAGAGGCCGCUUUGGAACAGUCUGUAAAUACUUAAAUGAGGAUACAAAGACACACGUAGCUGUCAAAGCAAUCAAGAUGGAAAUCUUUGAGCAUGGAUAUCAAUAUAAAGAGAAACUAUUGAUUAGGUUGAACAGAUUCCUUGAAGAAUUCAAAGAUCUUAAAAACAUUUCCAUGCAUAAUGAUCGAAUAGUUGACCAAAUAGGAAUAUAUGCUGAAGGGAGAGAAUUCUACGUAUUGACAGAAUACAUAACCAAUGGAUCGGUUAAGGAUUAUAUCUCCAGAGAAGGCUUGAGCGAACAAAAAGCAGUUCGAUACCUACAAGAAACAUUGAAAGCUUUACAUUUCAUUCAUAAUCUGAAGAUUACUCACCGGGAUGUUAAAGCUGCCAACUUAUUAAUUUCAUCCAAUGACAGCAUCAAGCUUGCAAACUUCGGAUUGAUCCGAGAUUUGGCUGUUGAUGGAAUGGGUUUAUCUGUUGCUUCGGAAAUUGCUAGGGACUUCCGUGGAUCGCUUCUAUACGUUGCACCUGAAGUCCUAACAAGUGAAUUGGGACCUGGAUUCCGAGACUCUUAUAGUUUUCCUGCUGAUAUUUGGUCUCUCGGGUGUACUUUCAUUGAAAUGCUCAUCAAAUUCCCGCCUCAUUUCGAAUACUUUAAAUCAAUCAGCUAUAAUCAGAACGAGAUUGUUGAGAGAGCUUGUGGUUCCAAAACAAGUUUACCAUACACAGGAGCUAUUUUGGUUCCAUCUGCCACUGAUGCAACGAAAAGCAUUGUCGACACAAUUUUCGAAAUCGACCCGAAAGAUAGACUGACUGCUCAUGAGAUGUUGGAAUAUUUGAGCUCAAAAUCCAAAAAACCUUUAACUGUUGGACUGAUGGAUCAACCAAAAACCGAGCCAAGAAUCAAACCGAAGCUUAUCAGUUUGCCUGCUGUAGAAGAACCUGAUGGUGAUGCUCCAGCUCCUGUCCAUUUUACAAAAUCGAUACAAGAAGAUUAUAUGCCAUUAGAAACAAUACGUGGAGGUGUAACGAGGAAAAAGAAAGGGCGUAAGCACAAGCAAAGAACUCAGAUAUCCAGUUUAUCCGUUCUAUUUCUAUAUUUGGUAACACGCUUACUGUUUUUCAUGAAAAUAUUAGCUAAAUCGGUGAUGUAUGUCCUGGUAUUCAUUAGCUUGGGAAUCGGAACUCUAUCCUUCUUCCUAUUCGUCGCUUACGUUUUUGUUCUAUUCUUCCGCUAUCUCAUCAAGUUAGGAUGCCGGUGUGAUCUGUCAGAACCGCAUUUUCUGGUUAUCAGCGGGAUUCUGUUAAUCUUGCUGUUCGCCUUACUGUUCAGCUGUUGUAUGGUUGCUAUUGGAGAAACAAAGCACCGAAUAUCUAUAGGACUCUUCGAUGAUACUACGGUUUUCGUUCCAAAACCAAAAAAGGAUGUACGCAUGUGUGGUGUGACCGUUUUGGAAGGAGAAAAAACUGAAAACGAGUUAAGCUCAGUAGAUGACAUACCAGCUAUGAAUGAAUCAGCCGCUCAAGAUGACUUUUACUAUUUACCUUAA